CCGAAAUGGCACCCAAGAUUACUACCACACAUAUGCCGUCCCACAUACCGCGCUUGAAAAUGAGUCUUCAGUACAAAGUAUUUUUCAGUAAGCGUGCUUCAGCCACGCGGACAGGGCCUGUUGGCCACGACAACCUAAAAUGGGUGCCCACAACCUCUACUUUGAUCUACGGUGUCAAGGACGCGGUACUUGUUGACGCUCAGUUGACAUCGGAAGCGUCUAAUGAGCUUUUAGACUGGGUCAUUGCAAGUGGGCGCAAUAUCACACACGUAUACGUCACUCAUGCUCACGGUGAUCAUUUCUUCGGAAGUGCACCCAUCUUGCAACGAUUUCCGGACGCCGUUAUGGUAGCGACGCCUGAAGUCGUGGCCAGAAUGAAACUUGAAAUCACGCCGGACCGUUUGACUGGCGUUUGGGAAAAGCUGUUCCCUAACCAGCUUCCCGAGACCUUCAAAGUCGCGCAGCCACUUGAGCAAGACCAUUUUGAGCUGGAAGGCGAGAAGCUUGUAGUGGUCCGGACCAGUCAUACAGACACCGACGACACGACAACGCUCUGGGUUCCUUCCAUCAGACUUGCUGUGGUCGGCGAUGCUGUCUAUGCAAACACGCACCCGUACUUGGGAGAGUCGGGAGAGGCCUCGAAGAGAAACGAAUGGAUUGCGGCUCUGGACAAAAUUGCCUCACUUGGACCUGAGCACGUAGUCGGCGGGCAUAGCGAUCCAAGCCAGGGGUUUGGGCCCGAGGCAGUUCAGGAAACCAAGACAUACCUGCAGACAUUUGAAAAGCUGAGUACUGAGACAAAGACGGCCGAGGAGCUGUAUGGGCGCAUGCUGGGGAUAUACGCAGAGCACCUGAAUCCUGGGUCACUCUGGGCAGGUGCUAUACUGGUCAAACAACCAUAGCUUAGUCCUGGGCAUCGAAC
Messenger RNA from Ilyonectria robusta, 922 nucleotides. Its product is annotated as beta-lactamase-like protein. The coding region runs from base 6 to 902 and encodes 298 amino acids. The transcript has 2 exons. The record is from RefSeq and is a predicted model, not a curated record. Lineage: Eukaryota; Fungi; Ascomycota; Sordariomycetes; Hypocreales; Nectriaceae.